AUGGCUUUUUUACAUAUACAUUCAUGGGAAUGCGCAAAAUCCGAGUUGGAGCUGUUUUCAUUGCCAACUACACAAUCAGCGAUUGAAGGUUCCCAAUGGGUGUAUUACAAGCCAAUUUCAUCAUUAACGGAUAAUUCACCAAUUGAGUUUGCUGUUCAAGAACAAGGUGAUGAAUACAUCGACCUCGCUCAUACAAUGCUCAGUGUCCGUGUAACUAUAAAACUAAAUUCGCCAACAACAGCAGCAGCAGCAGCAGCAGCAGUAGCAGCAACCACAACACCGCCAAAAGUCGGGUCUGUAAAUAAAUUAUUGCAUUCCAUGUUCAAUCAAGUCGAUGUAUUAUUCAAUCAAAAGCCUGUGUCAAUACCUAACAAUUUAUAUGCAUACAGAGCGCAUAUAGCAACGUUAUUAAACUACGAUUAUGAUGCUAAAGAAUCACACUUAACAACUGUGGGUUGCGCUGAAGAUACACCUGGUAAAUUCGAUGAUGCAGCCGAUGCCAACGAGGGUCUCAAAAAACAUUGA
Molecule: messenger RNA, 525 nt
Organism: Microplitis demolitor
Lineage: Eukaryota; Metazoa; Arthropoda; Insecta; Hymenoptera; Braconidae
Exons: 1
Coding region: 1-525 (174 amino acids)
Source: RefSeq, a predicted model, not a curated record